Meira miltonrushii is the source of this 648-nucleotide messenger RNA. RefSeq lists its product as uncharacterized. The transcript has a single exon. The record is from RefSeq and is a predicted model, not a curated record. The coding region runs from base 1 to 648 and encodes 215 amino acids. Gene Ontology annotation, molecular function: DNA binding. Gene Ontology annotation, cellular component: nucleus. NCBI's taxonomy places the organism in Eukaryota, Fungi, Basidiomycota, Exobasidiomycetes, Exobasidiales, Brachybasidiaceae.
AUGGCACGAAACAAAAGACCAGAUGAUGAUCCCAAAUCAAGGCGAGGAAUCCCAAUGAGUACAAAGAUUGCAAUUUGUCAAGAAUACGAGAAGAAUCCAUUUUUGAAAUUACAUGAAUUAUGUGCUAAAUUCAAUGUCAAAAGCAAGAGUACAAUUGGAAAGAUUAUUAAAGAUAAAGAAGAUUUUUUGAUUUUAGCUCUAACAAAUUCAAACAAAGAUGCAAAACGUCAAAUCACAUUACCUUUUCCUGUUUUGGAAGAACGUAUGGUCGAUUGGUUUGAAGAUUAUCGUGAACAUCGUAGUACAGAUGAACGUUUGACCGACAAGAUGAUCGGUGAACAAGCACAAAAGAUUGCAAAUGAAUUACGUUAUACAAACUUUAGUGCUUCCAUGGGUUGGGUAUACAACUUCAAAAAGAGACAUGGUAUUCAACUAAAAGAAUUUCAACCGCCGUCUGAACCACCUUCAGGCGCUUUUGACCAUCGGAAAGCUCAGGAAAAUUUGGAAAAGAUUAGUGUCUUCAUUCAUGACACUGCAAGGAAUCUGGAAAGGGCGAGAAAAGCGUUAGAAGAACUGGCAUCUAUGCACAAGAAUGCCAUAGAUGCCAUGACGAUCCAGACUCAAGCAGGGCAAAGCAGCAACUCAUAA